This is a messenger RNA of Hippocampus zosterae (dwarf seahorse), 1712 nucleotides long. It is a transcript of the gene slc35f4, whose product is annotated as solute carrier family 35 member F4. The transcript is spliced from 7 exons. The record is from RefSeq and is a predicted model, not a curated record. Gene Ontology annotation, cellular component: membrane. Bases 312 to 1712 code for a protein of 466 amino acids. NCBI's taxonomy places the organism in Eukaryota, Metazoa, Chordata, Actinopteri, Syngnathiformes, Syngnathidae.
GAAAUGGCGAUGCUUUUGAAUGAUGGGAAAAUAAACAUGGAAGGUACAGCAUUCAUCGAAUCAAUCACUGUUGAUUGCAGCCACUUUUCUUCAGCCAUUCUGUUACAUUCAAGACAUGUGACUGUACUGACACGCCCCCUUGCGGCGCGUGUCUGCCACGCUCUCGUUAGGACAAAUUCGCUGCGCGGGCAGGAGCGUAGCAGAGCGUCACCGGAGGAAUGUGCUAAUUGUUGAUGCAUCUUGGACUCAGUGCGACUCUCGGAUGCUUCAUCUGACUACUCGUCCCUUCAACCUUGCACAUCCAACUGACCAUGACCACUGCCGUGGAAAGCGGCAAGCAGCCUUGCAUCGGGCUCGAGCCCCUUGACGGCAAAAACACCCUCCUGCCGGGAAAAGCGACGCCGAGCGGGGGCACGGGUCGCGGCCCCUUCGCGAACGGCGGCCCCAAAGUCACUGACAACGGGGUGCACGACAUCGAGGACCGCAUCUUGAGGAUCACCGGCUACUACGGCUACAACCCGGGCUACUCCAGUCACAGAAGAGAGGAUGGUUUGGAGUCUCAGGCUGAGACGCCUGGUAGUGAGGCAAGUGUGGAGAGCCAGUCGUACCAGACAUGCACUAGCACAGUGCUGAAGGUGCUUGGUGGCUUGCUCAUGGUGCUGUGCAUCUCCUCCUCCUGGGUGGGUACCACUCAGGUGGUCAAGCUGACCUUCCAGUCAUUCUCCUGUCCUUUCUUCAUAUCCUGGUUCAGCAGCAACUGGAAUAUGCUCUUCUUUCCAAUUUAUUACUCUGGACAUGUGGUGACCACAAGGGAGAAGCAGACACCUAUUCAAAAAUUUAGAGAGUGCAGUAAGCUGUUUGGCGACGAAGGGAUGACUCUGAAGCUUUUUGUGAAGCGAACAGCACCUUUCUCCAUUCUGUGGACGCUGACCAACUAUUUGUAUCUCUUGGCCUUGAAGAAGCUGACCGCCACUGAUGUCUCCGCUCUUUACUGUUGCCACAAAGCCUUCGUUUUUCUCUUGUCCUGGAUUGUCCUCAAGGACCGCUUCAUGGGUGUCCGGAUUGUUGCUGCCAUCAUGGCCAUCACAGGAAUCGUCAUGAUGGCAUAUGCGGACGGUUUCCAUGGUGAUUCCUUUGUGGGUGUGGCACUGGCUGUGGGCUCAGCCUCCACUUCAGCUCUUUAUAAAGUGCUAUUCAAGAUGUUCCUGGGAAGUGCCAACUUUGGCGAAGUUGCUCAUUUCCUUUCCACCAUGGGUUUCUUCAACCUCAUCUUUAUCUCCUGUGUGCCCCUCAUCCUCUAUCUGACCAAAGUAGAGCAAUGGGGCUCCCUCUCCUCACUGCCCUGGGGUUACUUGUGUGGCCUGGCAGGAUUAUGGCUAGUGUUCAACAUUCUGGUUCACGUCGGUGUUGUCCUGACGUACCCCAUUCUCAUCUCCAUAGGAACUCUACUCAGUGUACCAGGAAAUGCAGCUGUAGAUGUCCUGAAACACCAGGUGAUCUUCAGCUUGGUGCGCCUUGCGGCCACGUGCAUCAUCUGCUUGGGUUUCUUGCUGUUGCUGCUUCCAGAAGAGUGGGACUCGGUCACCUUGCGCUUCUUGGCCACCAUUGCAGACAAGAAGUCAGAGGAUCACGCCGAAGAGCUUACGGAGUCCAGCUUGCACACGAGAAGCCGUAGUCGAGCCAACGGCGCCGUCUCCCUUCCCUUAGCAUAA